Molecule: messenger RNA, 11814 nt
Organism: Amoebophrya sp. A120
Lineage: Eukaryota; Dinophyceae; Syndiniales; Amoebophryaceae
Source: the annotation of a GenBank genome assembly
GAUUUUGUAUCAAACUACCGCCCAAUUCUAUUGCAAGACGGUGCAAGCAACCACGCCAGUUUGUACGCAAAGCCGAAUAAUACCGAACACCAUCAAAACUUUUGUCUUACACAAAAUUGCUGCUCGCACGGAAAAGUAGUAGCGCAAACAUUUCGAUAGUAUAAACUACUUUGUCUGAAACAAUUUUUGCUGCGUCAUUCGUUCACAGCGUACUAUCAGGUGACACGCUUUGGGAACGGUUUGAUUUCUAGACGCCACAAUUUUCAUCAACCACUUGCGGCAAUUUUUCGGUUGUACACCUUCGAAUUUUGUAAUUUUUCAAUUUUCUACCCACUCUGCAUUUGCUAACUGUAAUCACUACUUUCUCGGUAUUAUUACUACCUGCAUUGACUGCAUUCACGGGUUCUUUCGUCCUAUACAACAUUUACAAAUUUUGCAUCGAUUUACAACAGCACACUACUGAUAAUUUUGUAUCGAUCUGUUUUCAUCAUCGGAACACUGACCUGAUUUUGUAUUUUUCGUAAAUCAAUACCCCGGGAUCUUAAAUCAGCACUAUUUUGUGUACCACUUCAAAUCCGAGCAACCACCAGCGAUAUACUUCUAAAUUGCGGUGUUGGCUAUAGAGGUGGACGUAAAUUUUGUAUUGCAACACAAUAACGACCUAAAUUCAUUUCUCUUCAAUCCUGUACAGAUCGCAUCAAAAGCGGAGUAAAUUCUGCAGCAGCGAGUAUAAUUUUGCAUCAACUUUUUGACCGCGCAUCGAUCUGAGUAAAAAACCACAAAAAAAGCAAAACAAAAAUAAGUACCACGAUCGUUGUGCAAUAUCGAGGCGACAAGAACACUCAUAUAAGACUAUCGCAAAUAGAUUUAUAAGAUCAUCAUCACGUUCUAAAAACGCGGCGUAAACUUAGAAGCGAAGUACAACAGCGGCGGUCAAAAAUAUUGAAGAUCACUUCGAAAAAUAGAAGGCGCGGCUUACCGGUUGUGGUGUCAGAGAGCCAUAACUAAUGAAUUUUUACAACCUUUUGCGGAAAAAAAAUUACUUCCAGUUCACACGUACUUGAACACUAUAUUUAGGCUUUUUUGCUUAAAUUCGCAUACGGCUCGGUAGUAUUUUUGGCUCCGAUAAAGCUAUACUGUCCAAAAAUUUAGGUGGUGGCAAUAACAAUAAGGACAGUGUAUCAACAUCAUCAAUAUUGUGAUUCAUUACUUCUAUUUUUGGGAAUUUUGAUCACAUAUAAGACUACGGAAAACAACAGCCGAAAAAGCAAAAAAAUACCACUGUAGAAGUACCAGCAAACCUUCACUAUUAUUUCUAGAGAUACAGUUGAGAGAAAGUCUCGUUCUACUACUUUCUAGGUGAACCUCUGGUGAAUACCUGAAAUUUGUAAUAAGUCCAAAACUGAAGAAUAAAAACGACCUAGUAAAUCCUUGAAAUUAUUAUCCAAAGAGCUCCUCAUUGUAAGAUAGUAUACCAAAAAUUGUUGUCACGCCAUUAACUCGUUGUCGCCCAGCCCGCACGUAUAAAAAUUGUACAUGUGAAAUAUAUCCAGCGGCAAAAACAGAACUCGAUAAAUUAUUGUGAUUCCUACGCAAGAAAAACAAAAAGUAGAACCGGAGUAAAAAUAAACACGCACUCUCUUUGUGAAAGAACAGCAAACGUAAGCCACUUGUAUUUUAGUACUUUUGAAUUUGGGAACGUACUUUGACACUUUUGGAGAAAUCAGUAGCCACGUGAGCAGAGGAAGACAGCAGCUGCCACGAGGUUACUUAUCAUUUAUUCCGCCUUAGCAGCACGAUUGAAAUUAUUGUAAAACAAACCUUGCAUUUAUCUUUACCAGAAUCAACAUUUUGACCACAUCUUGUACUGUUCCAAAAAUCUUGUAUCUGUAGCUUACGACGUCUGUCUAUUUUAAAAAGUUUACCUCUCUCAACAUCAAAAACCCGGUUGUCUCAAUCUGUGUAUACUAGCGUAGAUCUAUCGAGUUUUACUCUGUACUUUUUCUGUCGAGUAUAAGUACGAGUUUAAUUGUCGUGUCAGCAAUCUGUAGUUCUACUGUAAAAAUACUGGAAAAUAUACUAUCUUAAAUACUAUGAGCUUUAUUUUCUCAACAACUAAUGUUGGGCUUUUUGUUUGACAGUAAAACUACUUCGCCUUCCUCGCAGAAAAGCAGUUCCAAUCACACACAGUAUACGAAGACUGAGCUGCUGAACGUCCGCGACGCCGUCUCUGCGAAUUCCUCACCAAAAACUACAAGCUUGGAUUACCAGCUCUUGCCCCGCGAACAGUUUGACGAGCUGGCCGCAUCCUCGGGCUUGAAUUCGCCGAGCCAGAGUCGACGCAGCAGCAAGCGAACCGCGAGCAAGGAAAGUGCCCGAUCGAAUCGUAGCCACCGCGGAGCUGGCAAAAUUCAGUCCUCGGAGCAGAGUCCCCGCCUGUCUGCCGCCGAGGGGAUCGGCUCCCCCGGUGAGCCCGGGUUUCUGCAGCGCGACCCCAGGAGCGCGUACAUCCACAAGAAGGCCAAACCGCCAAAAUCCGCGCGCGAAUCCGGACAGGUAGAUACGACAAAUCAGGUGGAAAGCUCCGACCGCCAGUAUUGAGAGGAAAAAUCCCCCCUCCCCAUAUUGAAAAGGUAUGUUUCCAAAAAUUUGCGUUGCGGAUUUGAGGUCACAAAUCACAUCUGUCUUGCAAGAAGACAAGGGCAGAAGCUUCCGCCCCAUUAUGGUCGCGAUUUGUCAUGCUGUUAGGCCUAAAGGGGAGCCGCUUGCCAUGCUGAACAACUAGACCCAUACGCCCCUACCUAGCCUGGGGAUCUGGCCGCCAUGCCUCUCUGCAAUACAAAGCUGAUUUGUGGCCACAAAUCAGCAUCACAAGUGUCCGCUUUGAUAUGGGGAGGGGGGAUUUUUCCUUUUGAUAGCCAGGCCACGCAGUUUCUGCAGCAGCAACUCGCCGCCGCUUUGGCCGGCCAACCGUACGACUACCAAUUGCAAAAAUGUCUGGGUCUGGAAGAAUGCCAGGCUUGUCAUGCAGGUUUUCCAUGACCCGUGAGGUCUGGUAUGCAGGACAUAGCAUGACAGAUUCUGUGAGAGUUCUAUCAUGCCUAUCCUGCAUGUGAAACUGCCUCGCGAUUAGGUCAAAAGUGGACAGCUUUUCGUAAUCAUGCAAAACAGAUUUUUACAUGAUUCAGAUUUAGCAUGACAAGUUACAACAUCCUUUCCAGACCCAGACAUUUUUGCAAUCCAUAACGACGAGCGCGGCAGCAAAGCGAGUGGAAACAGCACCGGCUCGAAAGCCUCGGCAGCCAGGAUGGACGCCCCCCCGUCCGCCAUGAUGGCUUCCUACAUGAGUGGAGCCACCACCAGCACGGACCACAAGUCGUCUUCAACGAAAAGCAAAUCCCAUUCCGGGCAGUCAAGCGGCCAGUCGCCGAAGAUGUCCCCAAAAAUUAUCGGGAAGAAGGGGAGGAAAGCACAGCCCGCCGACCUCGAGAUCACGGUGACCUAUCUGACGGACAAAAACGGAAAUCAACAAAGGGCGUUUCUCGACCAGAACGGCAUGGUAUUUAGUACUUCUUGUUCACUAGGAUGAUAGAUGAUUUAUUCACAGUUCUUCUGGACAAUAUUAGUUGUACAGCAUAAAAAAUUGUACAUCCACAACAUGAUGGUGUGCAGCAGGACCAAAUUCGUCCAGGCACAGUAGGAGUAAGUUGAGCUGCAAUAAAGAGAUGCUGAAUUAUUAACGGAAUUCGAAUUUUGUCAUGCAAAAUUAUAACACCGCUUCAACAAAAUCUUUCCACCCAAAGGUUCUCGACGACUCCCACGGUGUGUGCUCGGACAUUUUCGACGCGCAAGCCGAGGGUACCGCGACCUGCAAACUGUGGAAGUCCUCCAUUUCGAAGAACAACAUGCUCUUGGAAGUGUGGCGGGACCAGGACGGGAACGUUUUUCACGACGCGGGCGGCAGUUUAGACUUGAUUUUCGAGGCCUGCCAGCAGGUGCAGGGGCAAGCGAAGAAGCGGCAAAGCCCGCAUAACUCCCAGCAAAGCACCACCAGCACCACCGGGCACUAUUCCGUGUCCACGCACCGAGGAAGCGGAAACACGGCUUCGGCGGUAUUUUAUUGCAGCUUGACCUGAAAUAAAUUUUGCUUCGACUUAUUUCGCGUGAUAUGAAAAUUUUUGAGUCUCCACUUAAAACCUCUAUUGCGGUCGUUGUUCCGCAUAGAGAAUGAAUCAAAUACAAAUUAUGAUAAAACUUCACCCAGGAAUACUCCUCCACUUCGCGCGGCAAGGGGUCCAAUCCGAGUCGCAGCUCGCACACUUCGGUGCAGUCCCUGCAGUCCGCGGCCCAGAAUGCUGCCAACCAGGCCUACGGUGCCUACCCCUCGAUCCCCGCGACAAGCAGUGGCAUGGACGACGGCUACGGAAACUACGUUCAGCCCCCCGCGAUGUACUUUGAUCCGUAUUUGAACGCCUAUGUGAUGCAGCAGCCCAUGAUCCCCAACCCCUACGGCGGGAUGAUGGCGGCGCCCCAGGGCUACCCGGGCUCCAUGCCGCAGUCCGGCAUGCAGCAAAUGGGGUCGCUCGCCAGCUCGGCCAUGGUUGGUGGGCCGCCCGGCAUGCUGGUGGCAGACCCGAGUUACAGCGGAACGCAGUCCGCACAGCACGGCGGGUUUCCGCCCCCGCCCAGCGAGAUCUCCGGCACGACCGGGCACAUGGCGCAGCUCGACGACGUGUCGUUCUCGGCGGCCGGAAACCGCAUGCAGUUCGCGAACUUAAACAACCAAAAGGGCGGGAAGCAGGGAAGAAAUGGUAACGAACCAGGGAGCGUCGCCAGCAACGCGCCAGAGGUAUUAUACUUUGAUUUUUUAUAGUCUUUUUUAGUGCUAUAGUACUUCUACACGACGGAGAUUUUUUGUCAUGCAGAAACGCAAAUGUUGACCACGUAGUCGUACGAAGGUUUGAGUUGUGACUUUUGCUUUAUUAAUACAGAUAUUUACAACUGCACCAGAAAUAAAGAAAUCACAUGAUCACCGCUACAAACUACUCUAUUCUACAGACGAUGAACCAGCGUCGCGGCUCGUUGUACAAGGCACUGUCCGCCGCGAAUCGCUUCAAGCCCCAGGGCCGGGAAAGCAACAACAAAAAGUCCGACAAUUCGACCUCCAACACCCCGGGCAACUCCACGUCCGGCUCCAGCCGCCUGCGCAACUCGCCCAAGUACCGCCGCGCGAAGAUCCGCGAGGAACCGCCAGACCCGGCGCGCCAGGCGGAGAUCACGGCGAUGCACAAGGACGCGUACGAACGCGCCAGCCAGGGCGCGGAAGCGGAGGGCGUGACCAUGAUGCUGAAGAACAUUCCGAACAAGUACACGCGGGAGAUGCUGGUGCGAAGGUUAGAGGAGGACUACAAGGGCUCCAUGAAUUUCCUCUACAUGCCCAUCGACUUCGUCACGGAGUGCAACGUGGGCUACUGCUUCAUCAACUUUCGAACGCAGGCCCAGGCGGACUCCUUCAAAGUGUCCUACAACGGCUGGCACACGAAGAAAGUGCUACCGGGAUACAACUCAAGUAUAGGAUUGUAUUUGUGCUGCUGUUUGUGCAGCCAUAGAUAUUUCAGUAUUUGUAUCUCGGCAUAAAACUUCCCUGAAAAUAAAAUGCGCAUGAAGGCAACUUACCACAGAAUUUGAAAAUGCAUGAACCCACUUUUCAGACAAAAUUGCGGAAGUGUCCCCGGCAGCCGUCCAGGGCCUGUACCUGAACCUCGAGCGGUUGAAGCGGUCCCCGCUGCUUCCCAUGUUGAAAGCCAACGAAGCGUGGCAGCCUUUGUAUGAGAGUGCACAACUUCCCCUCCUCAACAUUUGUAUAGCAUGAACGGCAAUACAAGCACCAGCAAGAAUGCCGGUUUUGCAUCACAAAUAUGCAUUGGAUUGUCGUGCUAUUUGGGCUACCAGAACUUGUCAUGCAAAAAGUGCCAAGAGGCAAACGGUGGAUUGGGUAUUUUGCAUGACAAAUGAGGGGGAGGGGGAAUUGUGCACUGUCAUACUUUGCUGUUCGACGUGAUCGGAAACGUCUUCCCGUUUCCUUGUGAAACGGACAAGCAUUGGGCCAAGCGACCGGGCGACGAGCAAGGCGCAGCCGGCGGAAGUGGUGGUAAGAAAAAUAUAUAGUAGUUGAAUAAAUGUACUUUUUUGAUAGAUUAUCAACUUUUUGUCAUGCAUGGCUUGCAUUAUAGUACGACUACGAAUAGCCAAGCUUUUGUCAUGCGAAAAAAAGCAACGUAAACAUAUCUUGCACGACGACCCACCUUUAGAAGACAACUAUUUCUUAUACAACUUCUCCCCCUACCUCUGAUUGCUUUUUAGAUAUUAACAAACGGGACCACGCACAACCUCCGCACGCGAGCGCUUCUUCGAGCAGACAGCAGAAUAAAUCUGGAGCACCACCAGGAGCUAUCGGCGGUAUGAAUCCACGGGACGCGACGCACUCAUCCACACUGCAUUCCUACCCAACGUCGCACAAGCCGACCCGACCCUCCGCCGCCUUGGCGGCUUUGCGAGUGAGCUCUAGUUGUAGUACAACGACACAGCAGCUAAACCAGAGCUUAUCCGGGGUGGGAAGCAGUGCUAGCGUAUCGGGAACAAAUAAGUCAUCUCGCAGCUUAUCAGGUGCGACGCAGCAGCAGCAGCAGCAGACGAAUGCCUUUCUGCAAAAUAGUAACGCGAGUAAAAGUAACGCUGCUACGACCAACGUGCUCAUGGCCUCCCCGAGUUUGCACAGCACGCUAAAUAACUCCAUUUCCAGUCUCGCUAGCAUCAACCUGUCCGGCGGCACGCUCGCGCAGCGCCGGGCCGCGCAAGAGAAGCUGGUCGGCGUGCAGAAGGAAAUUGGGAAGGUGCUGGCCGCCGCGAAUCAACAGAACGGGCUCUUGCUCGGAAUCAAUAACCCAAAUUUACGACCCACGGGCGGGACUGGAGCAACAACUACGGUGCAGCAGCAUCAUGCAAAUAGUACCUCUUCCUCCAGUGGAGGAAUAAAUCAUAUCAACGCGGGAACAACUAUCGUCGGGACGACCACGACAGCAGCUGCAACUCCCAGCGCGAAGUUUGACUACCUUUUGUUGCAGGAACAGCAACAGAAGCCGAGCGGCACGACGUCCAACACGACCCCGUCGAGCAGCAAAAGCGGCGCGAAGCAAAGCAACUCUGGGAAAAACCACAACGCAAACAAGGACCAGUCUCAUCUUUCUGGCGGCCUAAAAGGUAGUAGUUCUUUGAACGGAGCUGUCGUGUCUACAACUUCCCAUGCGCCGAAUAGUAGCCAGGGUAGUAGUACUUUUUCAAAUCUGGCAGGGUGCGGCAAGGCGAAUCUGAACACCUAUUGUUCCGACAUUGUCCGUAUGAAAUGUAAAAAUGUCUGGGUCUGGAAACUUGUGAUGCUGGGUGGCGUCUCAUGAUGAGGCCACAAAUGCUGGCUCAGCAUGACAAGUUUCUGGGUUUCUAGGUGUUGCCUAUUCUGCAUGACAAACUGCGUUCCUGCAUCACAGAAAAAUGGAGCUCUUGGGUAACGUGCAUGACAGAUUCAAGACUCAUGCCAGACAAGCAUGACAAACAUGCAUUCUUCCAGACCCAGACAUUUUUGCACUUGAUAGUCCGAGACACAACUGCGAUGGAACGGGAAAUUCUUCUCCAAAGGACGAUGAAGGACCGACUACGGGUAUGCUGAGUAAAAACGUACCCACACCAGAGUUGUCAUGCAAAUCUGCAUGCUGAAAAUGUUUCUCAUGCGGAGCCCCAUGAGAAGCAUUUUCUAGUCGUCUUUUGCAAUUUGUCAUGCUCCAAUCAGCAUGGUAUGCUAGAUCUGUGAUGCUGCUGAGCUAGCUCAAACAGCACUACACUACGAAUCCAAAUUUGUCAUGCAAAACAGCCAAAACUUGUGGAUUUGUCUAGCCGAUUCCCCAACUUGACUAUGGUGUGGGUACGUUUUUACUCAGGAUAACGGGACGGAAAAAUUAUGGCAGGAAUCCAGCACCAGCAUCACGCCUCUAGUACUUCCGGUGGGGUAAUAUCAAUGUCGAACGCGACAGCACAUUAUCAGCCAAAUUCGGGCGUCGCGAUGAGUGAAACUGGGGAGUUAUACGAAGUGUCGCACAGCACGGGUAGUAGUUCCACCAGCAAGGGGGGAAAUCAUAAAGGCGGUACUGCUCCUUCUUCCUCUAGCUCAACCACAACUACUUCUCAACAAAAUAUUAAGCCGGUUGCGCAAAAAAAAUACCACGUUCUCGAUUCGGCCAAUGGGGCUUUGCCGUUCCUCUCCACCGCGGGUACGCAUUCUUCGUUCACGCUGGAACAGAGUUCUUGUGGCAAGAUGAUGACGACCACGACCCCGACUGUCACCAACCAACACAAGUCCGAAAUUCUUGCAGCUCAUAAUGCGUCGCACUAUCGGCAAACGAGAAUACCGGAGCAGGCCGCAACUUCUACCGUUACAACUAAAGCCGCACACAAUCAUCCCCCGGAGGAGGUGGAGUCCACGGACCCUUUCACCGGCCGAAAAAUGUCCCUGAAAGUCCCGGUCGACCACUCCGGCCGCAAGUACAGCACGAAGGAGGAGGAACUGCGGCUCGCGAUGAACCGAUUACGCCUCGCGGAGCUCACCGCCUGGAAUCCCUUUCGGCCCACGGAACGAGGCACGGCGGAGGCGAACCAGGAAGUGCUAGAUAGUUUGCAGGCGGAGGUGGUGGAGAAAAUGAGGAAGGCAGAAUUAGAACACGAAACGGAGGAAAAUAAAGAGUUCUUCGCGGACGAAGUUCCACCUGUGAGUGCGGAAAUAAAUGAUCUGCAAGUUGUGGACACCCCCGCUGGAGCUCCUGCUCCAGAAGCGCGGAGCGAAGCUAUGGAAGGGGAGCGGCCGCCAGACGGAGAUACUACUCUCCCCUCGCCUGUGGAAGUUGUGGCAGCUCGCGGCACUGCACCAAAUGAUAGGGAAGCGCAAGAUGAAACUCGUAGCCUUCAACAAGAUACAGCUAUCAAGAAGCCUAGUCCUUGUACAGCUGCGCUCAGAAGUAGUGACACCACAACUUCUGAAACCGGUCUUGUCGAAGCGGCAGUGGGUGAGAACGAUGCUGAUGCAGACCAAACCACGAGCACGAUCUUCGCGGAAGUUCUCGCUGCAGAGCCACCUUCGGAUGACGCGGAAGAGACUGUUUUUGUAGACCAACCUGGUGCGAACAAGAUGGCAAUUGUCGCGAGAGAUGAAAAGGACCAGCAAGAAGAGAAGCUGCCUUCUUCUAUCAAAGUGAUCCUCCCGCCGGGUGUGAGCGACGAUUGUGAAAGCACGAAAGCCAGCGUGACCGUGGUGAUGCAAGCGGAGGAGGACACCGAUGCCGAUCUGGGUACAAUUGGCCGGCAAGGCGAGGAAGCAGAGGAGCAUCUUCACGGUGCCGGCAGUUCUUGUGUGCUGGCACAGAACAUCAAACGAGAGUCCGUCGCCGAGCGACAGGACGACGAGGAAGGAAGAAGUAGAAACAACGACUACCAGACAACGUCGAAUAGCAGUAGUUCUUCGUGCAGCGACGACCAGAACUUGAAAGCUACAGUCCGGUCCUCUACUACUUCUUGUCGUGCUGUGGAUAGGAUGAACAUGAACCUCGCAGGAGGAAUUCAUCUUCCCACCUCGGCGGGGGCUUUUUGUGUGACGCCGUGCAGCAAAAAUUUCGAUUGCGAAGAGGACCGGCCAGAGCCGAGAACCGCGUCGCCUGUGGCUGGUAAAAUGACUACUGUGUGCACAUCGUGACGAUUUCUGGAAGUAUUUUUUGGAGAAGAUAAUAUCCGAAGAGGUCCUGACAAGAACUGCGACAAGUCGCGGAAAAGAAGAUGAAGAACAGAUCUAGCUUUAGUACAAGCAGCGGGAGGUUUUUCAAGAACAAGAUCUACUUUUACUUGCGCGGUUCUACUGGAGAGGCAGAUCCGAUACGACACAGAAGACGAAGAAGAUCCCAGAAUCGAUAUAAUACUCAUCUCCAUAUUCUGCCGAAUUUGGCGUCAGCGUGCGUGCGUGGUCCCUAAAAAAACUAUAGAUACAGUAGAAACAUACUUCAUUCGAAACAGAAACCGUAAACGGUACAGCAUAGUACAGGUGGAUGUCACACCAAAGUCGUAAUAUGAUCUAGUUUUCAUCGACUUUGGUACUUUACAAAGGCCAUAAUGCUGGUUGAGAAGAUCCGUAGCAAAAUUUCUAUAUGUAAGCCCACGACGUAAUGGUAUCCAACUUGAUCUACUUCAAGGCUAUAAUGCGAUUUUAUCUCAUCUGUACAUGAUAUUCAUAUUUUACUUUUGUCUCCAUGAAAACAAUUCGUGCUGGUCGAAACAAAAUCGACCUUUUAUUCAACUAACUACUCAGGUUCGCGGGCCAGCAAGAAGGAGGGCCGCACUUCCGGGGCCAUGAACGUCUCUCCUGGGUCGCCCACGGUCGCCCCCAUGUCGCCGGGCAGCGGUCCGCAAAGCAACAUUCCCUACAUGCUUCGUCCGGACGCAAACUUGGUCAGUAGCGGUAACGGCUACGACAUGCAGCUUCCGAGCAUGACCUGGGACAUGGAGAAUGAUAGCACACCAACAAAACCCUCGAACAAGGGUGGAAAUAAACGCGACAAAAACACCAGCGGAAACAAGAAGGGGGAAGGAAAUCAAAAUCAUGCCAAAGGAACAAACAAAGCCGCGAUGAAGCAGCAGCAACAAAUGAUUUCCACGACCAUCAACAGCAGCUACAAUGAGUAUGACAACAACAUGCUGGUUGACAACCCGCCCUCUCCCACUGUCUCGCUCUCCCGCACGAUCAGCAACACGACCGCGGGACGGGAAAACGCAGUGGACUUGUCUCCGGUGUCUCACCUAGUCAACAAGGCGGAACUGUCCCCGAAACAGCAAGCCAUGACAGACACGGUUCGGUUGAACGUGACGAAAAAGCAAAUCGAGUCUUACUUGUUUGGCAAGGAAGAGGCGGAAGACGAGGACCGCGGGAUUUUGCGGAAGGUACUUUAUUGUUACAAACAGCGAUAAAUUUUUAUGUGGAAAUUUGUACUACAAUGCUCUGAAUCAUGCGAGGUGUUGUUGUACUACAAUGCAUUGCAAGAAGAAAUUCUCUCAACAUCGGCGUAGCACACAUGAACAUCACAAGCAAUGCUUCUGCUAUACAUAAAAAACAGCAAAUGGAUGCGGGUGGUUGGGUGCCGAUUGCGAGCCUGAUCAGCAUGAAGAGCAUGUACUACCCGGGGCACGAAUUGAUGCGGGAGUGCAUCCGGCAGUCGCCCAAAUUGGAAAUCAACGAGAUGAAGGACAUAUGCAAUGCAAAAGCAUCGUACUAGUAUAAAUCGCAUUACAAAUUGACCCAGCAUUACAAAUUGAAUUUGUAAUGCGGAUUUGCCUUGAGAAAGAGAUUUGUAAUGCAUAAAUGCAAUUAGUACGACUACGAGUGCGAUACUUUUGUACAGGAUAAGACAAAUUUCGCUGCAAGGACAAGCAGGAGCGGGUCACGUUCAUAUCAAGUGUAAAAAUGUCUGGGUCUGGAAACUUGUGAUGCUGUGUGGCGUCUCAUGAUGAGGCCACAAGUGCUGGCUCAGCAUGACAAGUUUCUGAGCUUCUAGGUGUUGCCUAUUCCGCAUGACAAACUGCGCUUCUGCAUCACAGAAAAAUGGAGCUCUUGGGUAACGUGCAUGACAAAUUUAAGAGUCAUGCCAGACAAGCACGACAAACAUGCAUUCUUCCAGACCCAGACAUGUUUACAGUUGAUAGUUCAUGAAAAAGUACCAGCAAAGUUGA